Messenger RNA from Debaryomyces fabryi, 1026 nucleotides. RefSeq lists its product as uncharacterized. The transcript has a single exon. The coding region runs from base 1 to 1026 and encodes 341 amino acids. Gene Ontology annotation, molecular function: dioxygenase activity. The record is from RefSeq and is a predicted model, not a curated record. NCBI's taxonomy places the organism in Eukaryota, Fungi, Ascomycota, Pichiomycetes, Serinales, Debaryomycetaceae.
AUGUGCUCGAGUACUUCAAACCCAUUAAAAAUAGUUGAUGUAACCAGUGUUGAUGAGAAAACUGCAGAGGAGUUGUUAGAAGCUGCAACAAGUCAAGGAUUUUUAUUCAUAGAAGGACAUGAUUUCUCAAAAGAAGAAGUGGACAUGUUAUUCGAAGUAUCGAAAGAGUUUUUUGCUCUUCCUGACUCUUAUAAGGAAAAAUAUUUAAUAGACAGUAGUAAUCAUGGAUACACGAACUAUGGAGGAGAAAAUUUGGAUCCUUCAAGUCAAAAAAAAGGUGAUCCAAAGGAAGCACUCAACUUUUGCUGCUUGGACUUCUUGAGCGGACUCUCUUCCCGUCCUAUUCCAGACUGGUUCAAUGAAGAUCCUGCUCGUCUGAAAUUGGUGCAGUCGACUAUCAAGAAGUUAUAUGGUUUAUCAAUCAAGAUCCUUAAUAUUCUAGCACUUGGAUUAAAGAUUGAGGACACCGAUGAAUGCAAGGGAAUUGACUGGUUUAAUUCAAGGUACUUGGCCAGUAAGGAAUCUGGUUCUACAUUUAGAUUUUUACAUUAUCCAGGACAAAAAAGCCUUAAUCCAGAAGCAGUCAUUAGAGCUGGUGCACACACUGAUUACGGUUCUAUGACAUUAUUAUUUCAACAAGAAAAUCAAGAGGGUUUAGAAAUUUAUUCUCCUGUGUCCAAAAAAUGGGAAGCGGUACCGUUUGUACCGGCUAACUCCCAGAAAUUUCCAAACUCGGCUCCCCCUAUUGUGGUGAAUAUUGCUGAUCAAUUAAGUUAUUGGACCGCGGGCUUACUCAAAUCUACAAUCCAUAGAGUUAGAUUUCCAGCCAAGUUUCAAGAAACAGAUCAGGAUCGUUAUUCAAUUGUAUUUUUCAGCCAUCCAAAUGAUGAGUCUCUUUUAGAACCAGUACCUAGUGAACUUGUAAGAGCUAGAAAAGGUAGAGGGGCUAACAAAGAAUCAACCUUGUUAACUGCAAAACAACAUUUAGAUAAGAGAUUAGCUGCUACUUAUGGCUGGCAGUAUUAG